AUGGGUGUGCAGGACGUGACGUCUGCGCAGGCCCAAGGCACAAUUACAAACCCCAAGCAGAUUGGUCCGUACUACUCUGGAGCUAGUGGCAUCGCUGUCAACAGCAUCGUGGACGUGCAGGUGCUGAAGGUGUUGUACUGGGUUGCUCCAGGUACGCUUCUGCAGAAGGGCAACGGCGCCACGCUCAUGUGCUCGUACACCAAGUUGAGCGGCGCGCAGGCCUGCCAGAACCAGGAGCUGUUCUUUUGGAGACAUGAUGAUAUUCACUUGUAG
Molecule: messenger RNA, 273 nt
Organism: Phytophthora nicotianae INRA-310
Lineage: Eukaryota; Oomycota; Peronosporomycetes; Peronosporales; Peronosporaceae
Exons: 1
Coding region: 1-273 (90 amino acids)
Biological process (GO): carbohydrate metabolic process
Molecular function (GO): hydrolase activity, hydrolyzing O-glycosyl compounds
Source: RefSeq, a predicted model, not a curated record